AUGUUAUAUACUCCUAAGUACGAGACCCCCAAGUACGAGACACCCAAGUACGAGACACCUAAAUACGAAGAAGUCACAUACGCCGCUCAACCCUACAGCUUCGGAUACGAUGUCCAGGAUAAAGAAUCUUACACUGACUUCGAGCACAACGAAAAAUCUGACUACAACGUAGUGACCGGAUCUUACCGUGUGGUUCUCCCCGACAGCCGCGUCCAGAUCGUCACCUACAAGGCUGACGCCAACGGAUACACCGCUGACGUGAAAUACGAAGGCGAAGCCAAGUACCCCGAGUACGUUGAGUCCCAAUACAAAUCUGCUGCUUCCUACGCUGCCCCUGCCUACAAGGCUCCUGAAUACAAAAAACCGGCCUACACCGCUCCAGCCUACACUGCUCCAGCCUACACCGCUCCAGCUUACCAAGCUCCUGCUGCCUACCCUAAAUAUUAA
Messenger RNA from Daphnia pulicaria, 447 nucleotides. RefSeq names its product cuticle protein 21-like. NCBI's taxonomy places the organism in Eukaryota, Metazoa, Arthropoda, Branchiopoda, Diplostraca, Daphniidae. The coding region runs from base 1 to 447 and encodes 148 amino acids. The transcript is spliced from 3 exons. Gene Ontology annotation, cellular component: extracellular matrix. The record is from RefSeq and is a predicted model, not a curated record.